This is a messenger RNA of Python bivittatus (Burmese python), 834 nucleotides long. It is a transcript of the gene ZNF593, whose product is annotated as zinc finger protein 593. Gene Ontology annotation, molecular function: nucleic acid binding; zinc ion binding. The record is from RefSeq and is a predicted model, not a curated record. NCBI's taxonomy places the organism in Eukaryota, Metazoa, Chordata, Lepidosauria, Squamata, Pythonidae.
CUUUCUCUCCCCGGCGAGGUUCCGAAGCGGAACAUGGCUCCUAGGAGCUCCCGUCGGACGGGCUCGCAUAAAACGCACUCCUUGGCCCGCCAGUGGAAAGCGAAGCGGCGGCGGCGAGACCUGGAUCAGAUCCACCAGGACAUGUUACCCGAGAACGCGCAGAAGCUGCUGCGCCAGGAGCUGGAUCCCGACCUGCCUGGCAACGCGCAGCACUACUGCCUGCAUUGCGCGCGAUACUUUAUUGACUUAAAAAGCAUGAAGGAUCACUUCAGAUCAAAAGUACACAAAAAAAGGCUGAAAGAGCUGAGUGAGGAGCCCUAUACCCAGGAGGAAGCUGAGAGAGCUGCAGGAAUGGGAUCCUACAUUCCUCCCAAGAAAAUUGAAGUCCACACACAGCCGCUUGAUGAGAUGGAUGAAUCUAGCUAAGACACAAGGACUUUUUUCCCCAUCUGAAAAAUCUGGAGAUAACUAAGCUAGAGAAGGCAUUGGUAUAACGAGGUGGUUAGGAGUAUGGUAUCUUUAAACUGGUACUAUUUUAUGGCAGUAGGAUUGCAGUAUUAAUAACCAGCAAAACGUAUAUGCAGAGGAGACAGAUGAACCCUCUUGGAUGGAAAAAAGGCAUUUUUACUCCCAUCUUGUUUGGUAUGGAUUAGAGUUAAGCAGCAGGUCAGAGGCAGGAGCCUUGCUGCCCAACUGAACUUGUUAUAUAUUUAAUUGAUUCUCCUACAAUGGUUUUAAAUGUUACUGUGGAUUUUCAGCUUUUUGCUCGGAAUCUUCCACUGUUCCAGUGAGUCCACUUAAUAAAUGAGCUGACAAUCUGUUGGCUGAUCCUUG